Messenger RNA from Filobasidium floriforme, 1594 nucleotides. Its product is annotated as pyridoxal phosphate-dependent transferase. The record is from RefSeq and is a predicted model, not a curated record. Gene Ontology annotation, molecular function: transaminase activity; pyridoxal phosphate binding. The transcript has 5 exons. NCBI's taxonomy places the organism in Eukaryota, Fungi, Basidiomycota, Tremellomycetes, Filobasidiales, Filobasidiaceae. Bases 172 to 1488 code for a protein of 438 amino acids. Gene Ontology annotation, biological process: amino acid metabolic process; biosynthetic process.
CGAAAUCACCUCAGGCCUCGGGCUUAGAUAGGAGACAAGGUACUUAUACGAUCAAUAGUGUCAAGAUGAUGGAGAACGCUUUUGCCUUCAUCCCCUCUCUCUCUUUUCCCUACACCAACACACUAUAUUGUAUCAAAAUCCCCCAUCCCCGAAUCACUUGCCCCUUCCAACAUGCCUUCCGCCAUACACCAUGACGACGUCGUACCAACGGCAAUUCCCCUCAAACUCUCGGAGGACGGUAUGGCGAUCAAUUACGAUGACCCGACCGCCUGGAACGUUACUGCUGCACCCGCUGUCUACCGAUCAAAGAACAAGAUCCGCUCGGUGGUCGCUGGCCUCGACCUCACUCACACCUCUUCCACCAAACCGUUGAUCAACCUCGGACUGGGAGAUCCGACCGUCUUCAACCUACACCCGCCUUCGGAAGCAUCGAUCAGCGCCGUGCAAGAAGCAUUGCUGUCGGGUGGGGCGAAUGGGUAUGUCCCUGGAACGGGAGAUCGAGCAGCUUGUGCGGCUGUGGCUAGAUAUCAUCAGAAGUGGGAUGGAGUGAGCUACCAGGCCGAGGAUGUCACGCUAUGUCACGGCGCGACUCACGCCCUCGACAUGUGUUUCUCGAUCAUGACCUCUCCUGGGCACAACGUCCUCAUCCCCUCGCCCGGCUUCCCCGCCUACGAGACCUUGCUCGGGAACAUUCAAGAUUGCGAGAUCAGGACAUACGAAUGUCUGCCGGACAGGGGGUGGGAGUGCGAUGUCGAACAGAUGGAGAGUUUGGUAGACGACAAAACUUCGUUUGUGUUGAUUACAAACCCUAGUAAUCCCUGCGGGAACAACAUGCACCCCGACCAUCUGCGCCGGAUCGUCGCUCUGGCCGAACGCAAAAAGAUCAUGAUCAUUGCUGACGAGAUCUACGGGCACAUGCAAUGGUCCGAGCACCCCUUCGUCCCGCUCGCCUCCCUCUCCACCCAAGUCCCUAUCGUCACCCUCUCGGGCCUCUCGAAGCGUUUCCUCUUGCCAGGAUGGCGAUUCGGCUGGAUCGUACUGCACGACCCAUCCAAUCACGCCCAUGCCAUCCGACACGCUCUCCACUGUUGGGGCAACCGGAUCAUGGGCCCGUGCAGCCUGAUCCAGAAGGCUCUUCCGAGGAUCUUGGACGAGACUCCGGACGCAUGGUUCAAAGAGGUCGUCGGCAAGCUCGAGAACAAUGCCAUAACGUGUUAUGACCGCCUGACCAGGAUACCCGGAUUGUACUGCACUUUCCCCACGGCGGCCAUGUACCUCUUGCUCGGGAUCGACAUUUCGCACUUUCCCGAGUUUGAUUCGGACGUGGAUUUCUGCUCGGCGCUCGUUAAGGAACAAGCUCUGUUCUGUAUCCCGGGCCAGUCGUUUGGGAUCGACAAUCACAUGCGGUUGGUGAUCGCUGCGCCUAACGCGGUGCUCGUCGAUGCUUGUGAGCGGUUGGAGGAGUUUUGUCUGAAGCAUUACGUCUAGGCAAUGGACGUUGCCCAUGUAAUGCUCGAUAGAGGAUAGAACAGUCUGCGACACUGUAUUACCCAUGUAUCUAGAGGAUAGAGGAUAUCAUACCAUCUCUGCAUUU